Leptonychotes weddellii (Weddell seal) is the source of this 2600-nucleotide messenger RNA. The record is from RefSeq and is a predicted model, not a curated record. NCBI's taxonomy places the organism in Eukaryota, Metazoa, Chordata, Mammalia, Carnivora, Phocidae.
CUACGUCACAGAGUUUGCCCCACCCUAUCCCCUCCUUUCUGGACUCCGAGCUCAGUUCGCGCAGUAACAAAUGAAGUGCGCGCUGCGACACCUCCCAGCUCGCUAGGCUCGGCCGCCAUUUCUUCGCCUGGCCUAACGGUCCGGCCAAUCCCAGCGUGCAUCGAGGAGGGCUAAGGCUCCACCAAUUGGAGGCCGCCGAUUCCAACCCCCUUGCCUCGGCUCGGCCCAAUCCAGGCCUCGGACCCGUCGCCCCCGGCCCGCCCCCGCGGCGCCCUCUCUCCUCCCUCUUUGUGCGUCUCGCGCCGCCGCCGCCCGCCGCGUGAGAGGACGCGCUCCGGGGCAGCGCAGUCGGGUCCCCUCCCCCCGGAAGAUUCGCGAAGAAGAAGCCGCCACCGCCGCCUAAAAGGAGCCGCCGGUGCCGGUCCCCGGGGGCGCCAUGGCGACCGGAGCGAACGCCACGCCGCUGGACUUUCCAAGUAAGAAGCGGAAGAGGAGCCGCUGGAACCAAGAUACAAUGGAACAGAAGACGGUGAUUCCGGGAAUGCCUACAGUCAUCCCCCCUGGACUUACUCGGGAACAAGAAAGAGCUUAUAUAGUGCAACUGCAGAUAGAAGACCUGACUCGUAAACUGCGCACAGGAGACCUGGGCAUCCCCCCUAACCCUGAGGACAGGUCCCCUUCCCCUGAGCCCAUCUACAAUAGCGAGGGGAAGCGGCUUAACACCCGCGAGUUCCGCACCCGCAAAAAGCUUGAAGAGGAGCGGCAUAACCUCAUCACGGAGAUGGUUGCCCUCAACCCUGAUUUCAAGCCACCUGCAGAUUACAAACCUCCAGCAACACGGGUGAGCGAUAAAGUAAUGAUUCCACAAGACGAGUAUCCAGAAAUCAACUUUGUGGGGCUGCUGAUUGGGCCCAGAGGGAACACCUUGAAGAACAUAGAGAAGGAGUGUAAUGCCAAGAUUAUGAUCCGGGGGAAAGGGUCUGUUAAAGAAGGGAAAGUUGGCCGCAAAGAUGGCCAGAUGCUCCCUGGAGAAGAUGAGCCACUUCAUGCCCUAGUUACCGCCAACACCAUGGAGAAUGUGAAGAAAGCUGUGGAACAGAUAAGAAACAUCCUGAAGCAGGGUAUUGAGACCCCUGAGGACCAGAAUGAUCUACGGAAGAUGCAGCUUCGGGAGUUGGCUCGCUUGAAUGGGACCCUUCGGGAAGAUGAUAACAGGAUCUUAAGACCCUGGCAGAGCUCAGAGACACGCAGCAUUACCAAUACCACAGUGUGUACCAAGUGUGGUGGGGCUGGACACAUCGCUUCCGAUUGCAAAUUCCAAAGGCCUGGUGACCCCCAGUCAGCUCAGGAUAAAGCACGGAUGGAUAAGGAAUAUUUGUCUCUCAUGGCUGAACUGGGCGAAGCGCCAGUGCCGGCAUCUGUGGGCUCCACCUCGGGGCCCGCCACCACGCCCCUGGCCAGUGCACCUCGGCCUGCUGCUCCUGCCAACAACCCACCUCCACCGUCUCUCAUGUCCACCACCCAGAGCCGCCCACCCUGGAUGAAUUCUGGCCCUUCAGAGAGUCGGCCCUACCAUGGCAUGCACGGAGGUGGUCCUGGUGGGCCUGGAGGCGGCCCCCACAGCUUCCCACACCCAUUACCCAGCCUGACAGGUGGGCAUGGUGGACAUCCCAUGCAGCACAACCCUAACGGACCCCCACCCCCUUGGAUGCAGCCGCCACCACCACCGAUGAACCAGGGCCCCCACCCACCUGGGCAUCAUGGCCCUCCUCCAAUGGAUCAGUACCUGGGAAGUACGCCUGUGGGCUCUGGGGUCUAUCGCCUGCAUCAAGGAAAAGGUAUGAUGCCGCCGCCGCCUAUGGGCAUGAUGCCGCCGCCGCCGCCGCCGCCCAGUGGGCAGCCCCCGCCCCCUCCCUCUGGCCCUCUUCCCCCAUGGCAGCAGCAGCAGCAGCAGCCUCCGCCACCCCCUCCGCCCAGCAGCAGUAUGGCUUCCAGUACCCCCUUGCCAUGGCAGCAAAGUGAGUGGACUAUUUUGGGCUUGUGGGGGUGGGUGGGAUGGGGAGGUGGGGCUGAGAGCAGGAGAAGCUCACGGCUCACAGAGGCAGGCAGACACCCAGGCAGGAGACGCUGCUCUCUGCUGGGGGUGCAGGCAGAAAGGGCCUCAUGGCCCCUGGGGGUCUUGGGGAAGAGAGCUGAUGUUUGGCGUGGUUGUGUCUGGGGAGCGGUUUUGGGGGACCUGGAGGGAACCUGCCAUCGUAGGUAGGGUGCCAGAAAUCCAGGCUCUCACUGGCUGGGCUGUGUGAGCUGCCGGCUGCUGGCUGGCCCGAGCCUGUGUGUAAGGCCCGGGUGGGGAGGGUGCUUGCAUGCUGCGCAAGGGACGUGACUGGGGCCUGAGAGACGGCAGGGAUGGGACCGGGCUGUGGGGAGAGUAGCUGUGGCCUUGAGGUUGAAUGUGCCGUUCGGUGGUGGCGGCGGAUGGGCGGAGGGAUGUCAGAGCCGGUUCUUAUGUCUGGUACCUCCUCCUCAGCCCUUCCAGGGGCACUGGUGACAAAGGGCUUGCUCUGCUAAGCCCAGAGACCUCGAGGCUGACCCCAGGGUAG